Messenger RNA from Brienomyrus brachyistius, 830 nucleotides. RefSeq lists its product as uncharacterized. The transcript has 2 exons. The coding region runs from base 94 to 819 and encodes 241 amino acids. Lineage: Eukaryota; Metazoa; Chordata; Actinopteri; Osteoglossiformes; Mormyridae. The record is from RefSeq and is a predicted model, not a curated record.
GUGUGGGCCGUGUUGCUUGAUUACAUUUGACUCUUCGGCACGUGGGACGCUGCCGGUUUGAAAGACGCAGCUUCACUUGUUUUCUGCACCAAGAUGACGAGAAACAAACGAAUUGCAAAAGCUGUCAGCUGGAGCAACGAUCGAUACUGGGCAACUUGGGACAAGUGGAUGGAAGUGAUUGACUGGGAAGAUGAGGAAGAGCUGUGCUCCCCAGCUGAAUCACCCUCUGACCAGGCUGACCGUUCCAUCGUGUCACACACCCGAAAGCCAAUUGCCAAGGCAGUUAGCUGGACGGAUGAUGUGUAUUGGGCAGCCUGGGACAAGUGGGAUGAGAUCAUCUGUUGGGGUGAAGAAGGAGAGUGCUCCCCAGCAACUCCACCCAUCAACCAGCCUGGGAGGGAUAAGGGGUUAGACAUGCAUGGGUUAGAGGUUUUUCUGUUAAAUGAAAGGACAGUCUCCAUAAAGCCUGCAGAUGACCACCAAGACAGGCUGAAAAUAGGAGCCGUAGUGGUCGACCUCUGCCAGUUUGAGCUAGAUGGUGUAAAUGAUAAAUUUGAAAUUGUCGAAAUACAAAUUGGAGAGGUCAAAUUGGAGGAGACUGCAGAGAGGGGUUUUAAUUCAGAAUUUGAAUUGGAAAUUAUGGAUGUGGAGAUAGAGGUUGUAGACAGUGAAUUCCAGCUGAAUGCUCUUAAUUGGGAAAUUGCUGGAACUAAAGUGGACAAAUUAUUAGUGGAACACCUGAACAUAAAUAAUCUAGAAGCAGGCAGUGUGAAGGUGUCCACAUCAAAUGGGAAUGUGGUAUAUGUCAAUGGUAUGUGAGUGUGUUUGGU